AUGCAGUUUAACAUUAAUCAUCAACGGUGUUCAAAUAUCCAGCAACAACAACAACCUUUUCAAAUACAACAACAACAACAUAUUUAUCAGCAAAUCCAGAUACAAGUGCAACAUAUACAACAUAUGCGACAACAAGAAGCUCAACAUUUACGACAACACCCACAAACGCAACAACAAUUACAACAAGCACGUCAACAAUUACAAUUACAACAUGAACAAUUACAACGCGAAAGAUUACAAAAUCCGCAGCAAUUAAAGUAUCCACAACAGGCACAACAACCUUUACAAUUCCAAAAUCCACAGCAAAUACAACAAGCACAGUAUCCACAACAACAACAACAAUUGCAACAAGCACAGCACCCACAACAACAAUUGCAACAAGCACAGCAUCCAGAACCACAUCAGCAAGAAGAAGAAGAGGUUGAACCAGUAUUUUAUUUUAGCCAACCUCCCAAAUCUGAAGAAAUCAGAGCAUACUUUAUUUAUAAACAUCAAAAUGAAAUCGAAUAUUCUGACAAAUAUUAUGAUGAUGUUUUUGAAUACAGACAUGUCAUUUUACCUAAAGAAAUUGCACUCCAUGUUCCACGUGAUAGACUUAUGAUAGAAGAUGAAUGGAGAGCUCUUGGUGUACAACAAUCAAAAGGAUGGGAACAUUAUAUGAUUCAUGCACCUGAACCACAUAUUUUACUUUUCAAACGAGAAAAAGGUUAUUAUGAAAAAUAUUUACUUCCCUUAGAAAAAGAGAGAGAACUACAACGACAAACUCAAGAAAGUAACGCAAAUUCGUCUGUUGCAGUUUGA
Entrophospora candida is the source of this 801-nucleotide messenger RNA. NCBI's taxonomy places the organism in Eukaryota, Fungi, Glomeromycota, Glomeromycetes, Entrophosporales, Entrophosporaceae. The record is from the annotation of a GenBank genome assembly.